GCGGAUUUAAGUAUUUUUUAAGGUUCGAUCUAACAUUGAAUACAGAUUACCCUAAUCUGAAGGCAUACUGCUUUCUUUUACACAUUUCUAAGUUUAAUGUACGACUGAGCUGAAGUCCGCCAUGAAAUGGGAUUCUUGCUGUACGAUGGUCGAGGAAAACCGGGAAAUGAUGAUUCUAUGGCCGCUGGGUUGGGGCACAAAGAACUAAUCGUCAUUAGUAGUGUACUUGGAAUCAUUGCUGUCCUCGUUUCGCUCGCAGUUGGGACAUAUUGUUACAGGAGAUAUGAUUACAUCAAAAGAACAAAACGGGGAUCCUCUACAGAUUCAGGGAGGAGACUUUUCUUUGUGGAGGACGUGAAGCAAGGCCAUAAUGGAAAGGGUCCACUCCCAAAUAAAUUACAUCGGCAAAUCUUCACGUCUACACAGCCGAUACCCCAACAAGUCGUACGCAAACCACAACCCAGCAUGCAGACUAAUAAUUAUAUUCGAAGUAGCCAUGGAAGAGCAACACGUGACGUUCAUAUUCACAAUUCCUACCCCGGCGGUGUUCGAUUAGUGCGCUUCCACCAGGACCAUGCCAAACCGGUGCUCCUGUACCGACCUAGCUCUCUGAGACCCAUAUAUACGCAACCCCACCUUCCCAACACAGUACCACAUCUUCGACUGGGAGACUAUAGACCCAAGGUUGUCAGUGGUUACUUCUCACCAAGCAAUAUUAGAAACAUGACCGACGAAUCGCUCAAAGAUCCGGAAAGUUCAUUAAACAGCAGUAGGUCAAAGUUUCAUUGGGUUCCAGCAGAGCCAGAAAAAGUGAAAUUCAUCCAUUUAGAUGAGAAAGGUACACAAACAAAAGCAGUAAAGAAGAGACACAAAGCUACUAGAAAUUCCUCGACCUCCACAUCCGACCUCAAAACUUUACUUCCUCCAAGGACCAAAACCAUAAAAAGGAACUCGGACUUUCAUACUCAGUACAUAGAAAGUGGUAGUAAUUUUGUCAUAAUUGACUACCUUGAUCAAAGAAACCAAACAAAUGGGGAGCUACCAUUAUCCACCUCUACACCACGGGACGACCAAGAGGAAAAAACUGAUCCCAACCACAAUAUCAUUCCAAGGCAAAGAAAAGCACAUGAGGGUUCUCUUGAUAAGAUUCCAGUCUUUUAAGUCUAAGGGGACUUACUUUUGUAUUCCAGUUUUACAUAUAUUGCCAUUUCCAGAUUUGUGUAUCUUAGAAGGAUUUUGCUUUCGUAUGUAGUAAGAUUAGCCUUUAGGGGAAACAUUUUUUUUUUUUUUAUGAAAACCAUAGUAAGUGUGCAUAAUAUUUGCAAUACUUUUAAACUGAACAUAUCUCUAUUUUUGAAUUUAUUAUA
Saccostrea echinata is the source of this 1367-nucleotide messenger RNA. RefSeq lists its product as uncharacterized. The transcript is spliced from 6 exons. NCBI's taxonomy places the organism in Eukaryota, Metazoa, Mollusca, Bivalvia, Ostreida, Ostreidae. The record is from RefSeq and is a predicted model, not a curated record. The coding region runs from base 127 to 1161 and encodes 344 amino acids.